This is a messenger RNA of Mycena citricolor, 6557 nucleotides long. NCBI's taxonomy places the organism in Eukaryota, Fungi, Basidiomycota, Agaricomycetes, Agaricales, Mycenaceae. The record is from the annotation of a GenBank genome assembly.
GUCAUUGUAUCCACUGAACGAACACCUGUCUUCACUAUAACGCUCAUCGAUUUGACCUAUGGCUGGGGGAUUUGGGCCUCCGCUGGGCGGGUCUUCGCUGGAAGGAUCUGAAUGGCGGGGCGAGGCUCGUGUCGUCGGUCCGCCCUGGACACAUCUAAUAACACUCACAAUCGGACUGCUCGGCGUGCAAGUAUUCUGGAGCGUCGAAAUGUCAUACGGCUCUCCAUACCUCAUCUCGCUUGGCUUCAGCACCUCCCACGUCGCGCUCGUCUUUCUGGCCGGCCCGUUCUCCGGACUGGUCGUGCAACCGCUCGUAGGGGCAUAUGCCGACACCUCCACCUCUCGCUUCGGACGGCGCAGGCCAUAUAUCCUUGUCGGAUGUCUGCUUUGUGUGGUGGGAAUGCUGCUGCUUGGGUACACGCGCGGCGUCGCGGGUCUUUUCACGACGUCAGGCUCGUCUGCGCACUCGACCCUCACGAUGAUCCUCGCAGUCGUCGCGAUCUUCCUCAUCGACUUUUCCAUCAAUGCAGUGCAGGCGGUUGACCGCGCGCUGGUCGUCGACACACUGCCUCCCUCCCAACAAGCAGCGGGAAAUGCUUGCGCAGCCCUGAUGCUGGGCCUUGGCGCCGUUGUAGGUUUUUUCGUGGGGAACUUGCCGUUGGUAUCGAUGCUGUCUUUUCUCCACGCAGAGUCGGAGCUGCAGGCGCUCUCUGGCCUUGUUUCCAUGAUCCUACUCGGAUUCCAUCUCGUCACAGCGAUUCUUGUCAAAGAGCGGGUGCUUGUCGGAUCACACGACACACCCAGACCGUCGUUGAGGCACGAGUUCCGUGAGAUAUGGUCCAACGCGCGGUCAUUGCCCACAGUCAUCAGACAGAUUUGCUUGACCCAGUUCUUUGCAUGGCUCGGUUGGUUCCCGGUUCUGUUCUACACGACCCUGUACAUCACCGACGUGUAUAUGCGUUCGGCAAUGAAUGUGCCACCGAGCAGGCGCGAGGACACCGCUGACUUGGACGAAGCCACCCGUUUAGGUGCCCACGCGCAACUGCUUUCUUCGAUUCUUUCUCUGGCGACCAACGCUCUUUUGCCUCUUUUGACUGCACCGUCGUCAAUGACGUCAUCGCCACACACAAAGUCAGGGACAAGACAGUGGCUUCCGCAGUUUUCGCUGCCCAUGUUGUGGGCUGCAAGUCAUGCCAUAUUUUCAUUGUGCAUGAUCGGAAGCUUCUUCGUACAGAGUGUUGCUGGUGCGACAGUCUUGAUCGUGUGUACCGGGUUUUCCUGGGGCGUAACCCAAUGGGCGCCGUUUUCUCUGCUAGCGGAGGCGAUCCUGACCUCGAGUCCGACCCCUGACGCUCAUUAUAUUCAGCUCUCGGACCAUCGUAGCGCGACGAACCUCGUCACAGACGAAGAAGACGAGCGACAAGCCUUUCUUGUCGCUGAGGAAGACGAAGAAGAAUCUGAUGAGGACGCCGAAUCGGUCGAGACGGCUACUCCAACAAAAGGCAUGGGCAAGGCUCAGGUCUUAUUGGGGAACUCGUUGGCACAGAUGAGUGUCGUCGAUGUCACCACUCCAAGAUUGCCGGCUCCAGAGCCGGAGAUAGUCGACGUUGAACCCAGAGCCGCCGCCGUCGGAGGACUCGGUGCCAAAGCUGGCGUGAUUCUGGGCAUUCACAACAUAUUUAUCGUGAUCCCUCAGUUCCUGAUCACAGGAUUUUCUGCAAUUGUAUUUGCAGUGCUGGAUGGGGGCCAAAAAAAGGGAAGAAACUCGGUUGUAUAUAUAUUUCGAAUCGGGGCGAUAUGGGGCGCAAUUGCGUUUGUGCUCGCUUGGCGAUUGGCCCGCGAGCUGAGACGAGGCAAAAGUAGUAUAGCCGGACAUUUGAUUACUUAAUCGACUACACGCAAAGUGACAUGACGGCACUAGCCCUUGAGUUUCUUCAUCCUCGGUGCAUCGUCCUCCGGGGCUUCCGACUGCCUGGCGCGCUUCUUCCCUUUAGCCUUUUUCUUCUUCUUCGCCUUGGUAUUUGGGUCGUCGUCUACGUCAUCCUCUUGGUCAGGUCGGUACUCCGCAGACUCAACAUCCAAUCUCCGACUCCUCCUGGUCCUCAGCGGACUUCCGGACGCAGCCGCAGCGACACCUUCCAUCUCGGCUGUCCGGAUCCUCCUAUCGGCGGGACUCUCCAGCUCUUCGUCGGUUGAGUCGCCGCGCUGGGAAUAGGCCCAUGAAGGGGUCGGAGAUCCCCGCCGCCGGCCGCGUGAGACGGAUGCGUUAGUCGACGUUGAGCCUGCAUUUGAUACUGGCGGACGGGGACUUGAAUCCGGAUUGGUGACUCUGGACGACCGCUCUCUUUUCAAAGGCUGUAGCUGCUUCUUGACCCCUCUGACCUCUUCACCGUCUCUGGGCAGAUAGAAGACCUCCCCCUCCCUGAGAAUGUCCAAACCAACAAGUUGCCGCACGAUGCCAAUGAGAUCGCUGCUGAAGUCGAGUCCCUCGAUGUCACUGACCAUCCGGUGGCUGUCCUCAGUCGUCGCAUCACCGAGAUCUCUGAUGUCCGCUUCGGCAAUUAGAUCCGAUGAGCCGAGCGAGCAGCCUGGAACGAUGAAACAGAUACGAGGGCUGUCUGGGUUUUCCGAGUCCUCUGGCAGGUCGAUUCGACGAUAUCGGCACUGGGACCGAGUCAUUGGUGAUGUGUUAGUAGAUGUUGUGGCGGGCAGGGUCGGAAGAGAAGCGACACUGGAGGACGUAGAGCUCGUCGAUGGCGUGCGUUCAACGCUUGGUCGAAUAGUCGUCAUCGAGUUCUGACGGACCGGUUUCACUGAAUGUCGGUGCCAAAGCGUGGGCGGAGCCACUGGCGGGGGUGGUGGCGCUGGAGGCGGUGGAGGAGGUAAGGCAUGCGCCGUUCGCUGUAUUGUCACAACUCGAGGUGAGGGCGAGCGGGAUGGGACCAGAAGCUUGGAGAUCAUGCUUGAGUUCGACGACGUUUCUUCUGCAUUUUCCUCGUCUGACUCAAUAGCCUUCUCUUUACCCUUGGACCGAGCCCUGGCAACGGAUCCGACGCUGACUUUGCUGGCUUUCGAAGUCGCCGACUGGUCAUCGUUGUCGUCGUCAUUCUCGUCGCGCUUGCGUUUAAGUGUCCCAGAGCUACACGGGCUUGAGAAUAUUCGUACAUUAGAUGAGAACAGAAGACGCACUCUUGAUCAGAUGUGAUGACUUCCGCAAAAUCUCGAGUAACAGCAGGAGGCGUUCUUUCUGAUUCCUCAUGUUUUGCAUCCAUGGCAGCAGAUGAGAUUGGUUCUGGUUGGGGUUUUUCUUCAACAGCAAUAUUUUUUACCCCGGAUUCAGCAUCGAUUUCCGUCGAGGCAAUGACAGGUUCGAAAACCGAUUCAAUCACAGGCUCUUCGACUGUGGGGGUAUCGAGCUCUGAGUCGUCGCCGAGAGAGACUUCGUCGCCAUCCGCAUCCGCAUCGGAGCCAGAGUCGUCCCUCGACGCUGUGUUGGCGUCCUCCUCUGCCGAUCGUUCGUCGACCGUGAAUAAGUUUCGUUCCUCGAAAACAGGUUCGUCAACGACAGGUUGUUCGACGGAUUGCUCGUCUGUGGUGGAGUUAAUGACGGUCCGUUUCUCGAGGGCUCGCUCGUCAUCGAUGACUGAGCUUGGCGCAUCGGUGACAACAACUGGAUCGUCAAUGGCGGUAACUGGAUCUUCGAAAACAGUGUCUGACUCGUCGACAACAGCAACUGUAUCAUCGACAACAGCGACUGAAUUGUCGGCGAUUGUAUCUUCACCGGCAGGAAUGGCAAGGAUUGAACCAUCGUCUUCGCUCUUUACAUCGUCAGAGACCGCACUUUCGUGCUGGGAAACAGAACGGUCAUCCCCGAUCAAUUCAUCUUCAAGGGAUGAUUCGACGACCGCCCCAUCUGGCACCCAUUCAAGAGCUGAUGGUUUGCCCACGUCCUUGUCGAAGUCCUGGCCUCCGUCAGAAUUCGGAUACCCCAACUCGACUUCAUCUUGCCCGUCAGCGACAUCGGAGUCUCGAUUGCCAGCAGCUUCCUCUCCCUGUACUUCUUCCAGUGCAUCCGAUUUUGGCAACGUGGUAUCAACCGUUCUGAGCGAGUGAUCAACGUUUGGCCGCUCCACUGUGCGAAUGAGAAGCACGUACCUCAGAUCGAAAUCAAGUGAAACCGGAGCCGGUGGUGGGCUGGAUGCCCGGGAUGAGAGACCAGAGACGGGAGUGAACAAGCUUGCAGACGUUGUCCGGGCCAGUAACAGAGAGGGGAGCACAGUUUGGACUAGCGGGGGCGAGCCGGGAUAAGGGUCGGCGACAUUUUCGUUGGCAAGGAUUGGCAUCGGAAUCGGGUCGAGUAGAGGAGAAAUGGUCUGGUCCCCAUGAAUGGGGUGUUCGGGCAGAGUAGGAUUAACCAGGGCCUCAUCCUGCACAGGAAGUUCUGCUUGGUCUGCUUGUUCAAGCGAUUCGACUUUCUCCAAGAGUUCGGCAUCCUCUGAAGGUUCGACAUUUUGCGAAGAUUCAACUGAUUCGAGCAGCUCGACUUUUUCGGACGCCUCGGCAGUACAUGCAUUGUUUCCAACUUCCUCGACGACAGUCGUGACACCCGCACUGAUCUUCAUGUGUCUCUCCUCCGUCGGCUCCUCUUCUGUAGACAAUCGCGAAUGAGGCUCGACGGAGAUAUUGCGCGAGAUGGAGGGGUUUGUGACUCCUUCAACUUCUCCGUUGAGAUCAGGCUCUUCUCUCUCGGUAUCUUCAGCAUGUUCUUCAACAUCGUAGUCCGUCAUAGGUUCCUCCACAAAGAAAACGCGGUUUUGCGGUUCGAUAGACACGGUGCGCGAAAUGACGCGAGCUUCAGACUGCCCGUCUGUGCCUUCUGUCUCGCUUUCAGCUUCUUCCACGACAUAGCCGAAACCAACGCCAAUCUGCAGAUAAUAGUCCUGUUCAGAAGCCGUGAGAGGCGCGCUCGGAUCCGUAGGCACCGCUUCAAACGUCGGCAACUCGUCGCUCGAGUCGUCGAAGAUUUCUAGCGGUGGAAUCCUGGGAUCGCCGUCUUCAUUGUCUUCGUCGUCGUCAUUUUGAUAGUGAAGGGUAUCAUCCCAGCCAGUGGCUGAGCAUCCUGAGUAUCGGAGUGAAGCCUUCAAGGCAGACGCACCAUCAACUCCGAAAUCUGGGGAUGAUGUCGCGAUCGGACUUGAGCCCGGGAGAACAUCAGCAUAAUCCACGGCGAGCUCGUCAUCGCCAGCGUCUAUAUCGGCUUGCAGUAGUUCGGCAAGUGUCAGAUGCUCGUUUGUUGAGAUGGGAGGUGGAGAGGAGCCUAGCGGCUUCACUUGUUCGUCGUCGCCGUCGUAAUCAGCUACCACCUCAGACGGAUCCGCAUGCGGGGAAGAGCCGAUCUGGUCCUCUUCAGCCAAUUCGUCCAUCUGCUUGUCUUGCAUCAAGUAAACUGUCUCGACAGGUGGCGCUGAAACCAGCUCAAUAAGGGAGCGGGCACGAUAAAAAACAGUCACCAUAUUCAUUCUCCUCCUCGGAUUCCGAACCGGUCUCAGCUUCGUCUUGAUCUUCGUGACUUUCAUACCUGAGAAAGGGACUGUUUAGCGCCAGCUCUUCGUGGUUCUGGACCAUGUCCUCGUCCGAAUAAACCUCGACGAUGUCGGCUUCAUCCAUCUCUUCCUCCGGCUCCUCAUCUUCGGCUGGUUCGUCAUCUCGAGCUGAAACGUUGUGCUUCCGCGACCAACGCGCGUGCGCGCGAGCUGAGCUCUCCCCGUGUCUGAUGGCCAACUCUUCUUCUUCUUCGUCGUCGUCAUCCUCCUCCUCAUCAUCCUCUUCUAGUUCCUCCUCCUCCCCUUCUUCGAGAUCAUAAUCCACUCCCUCUUCAUCCUCCUCCUCCUCCUCGCCCUCCAGAUCUCGUAGACGCAACCGUAGUCGCGGUCCCCCUUCGUCCGCUUCUUCGUCAUACUCCGCUCCGCUGUCUUGUCCUUCCUCAUUCCCAUCAUCAACCUCAUCCUCGUCAGAUUCCAUGUCAAUUUCGAUAGGCGCGUCGCGGUCGCCCCGACCAAGUCCAGGUCCCUCGCGUGGGUCGCGCCCUUUGCCUUUCGCGUCUGCGGUGGUAGGUUGUCGCACGUAGUCCUCCUCCUCUACGUCUUCGCUCGCACUCCGCGCCACAUGCCACUCCUUCUUCGUCUUUACUUUGUCCGCACUCGUCUCGGCGCGAAACCCGAGCGCGCCCUUGAGAGCGCUCGUGAUAUCUCCGAUCCAUUCGUCAAACUGGGGUUGAGUGAACUUAUCAUAGGGAUUUAUGACGGGGGCGCGGAGGGCGAUGGGCUUCGGUGCAUGUCGCGAGCGCGAGUAACGCGACACUGAGGUAGAAAGUGACUGAGUGGUGGAGAUCGAGCUGGGGAAGGAGCCUAUGGGGGCGGAGGAGGAAGAAGAAUGGGAAAAGGAGGCGGAUGAGAUGCGCGCAUUGCCAUUGCUACUGAAAAAGGGUGGAGAGGACAUGAUUUCGCCGUAGAGAGCAAGGUCACGACAUGCGAGUCUGCGACAAGGCGAGGAUUGAU